GCUCAUUGGUCCGUUUCAGAAUGAAGGUGGAAAUCUUGUUGUAGCUUGACCCACGUCUCACGGGGGACGUCAAUACGACUGUACCUCAACCAAAACCUCCUUCUGUGAAACCACAACAGACCAUGGUACCCUGGACAGCAAACAAGCGUUGACAUGGCGAAACUGAAGGAAGUAGACCGCUGAUCUCAGGUUGCCAGCAAAGGAGGAAACAGCUUCAUCUGAGAAACUGUUCCAAGGAUCAUUCUGUCUUCAUUAGCCUAAUCGCUUGCGCACAUACCGUCCAGGACCGAGCGAGAGAAGAGGAAGGGAGGAAAGAGAGGAGAGCCUUCCAGUCCUGUUGGCUGUAAAUCCUUUUUUCUCCUCAGUGAAUCAGCCUGCUGACCUCAAGCUACCUGUGCGGCGACACAGUAACAAGUGUCUCGCGCGUGGACUAAUGUUAUUGACAGGUGCUCAUGCGAGCUCGUGACAUGCUGUGGCCUGGCAGCAGACCUACGCCAACAGGUGUAAUAAGAAGCGCAGAGUCACUGAAGUGUGACGCAUCCCAAAACUGCUUCCAUUUUUCUUGCUCUUGUAACUGCCGUCCUCAUUGCGGAGUCAAGAGGAGCCCUUUUCUGUUUGGAAUGCGGAUCCUGAGGAAUGAAUGAUUCCGGCUGUCAGCCCUGAGGUGAGAUAAGUUAAGAGUGUGUGGACUCGGAGAGAAAUGUCCUCGUCCUGGAGGAACCUGUUCCAGUGGAACGCUGUGCUGUUCCCAAGGCCACAGCUACUCCUGCUGCUGAUGCUGAUCAGCCUCUGCGGCCUCAUGCCUACCUCAGCGGGGAUGUGUCGGGUGACGGGGGGUGUGUUGGGCAUCCACUGGAGCAGUGUGGUCGGCCUGGGCUGGCGGCCCCUGGCCGUGGGGCGAGGUGGGCCACAGUGCUGGGAGUCCUGCUGCCUGGAGCCGGCCUGCGGCGCGGUGUGGACCCUGGGGGGCCGCUGCGUGCUGCUGAGCUGCUCCCGGCCAGGCGGAUGCUCCAUCACCUCCCUGCCCCAGCCCCACGUGGAGUCCCUAGGCCUGCUGCAGCAGCUCAGCAAGAGCACCGCGCACAGGCAGCGGAGACCGCGGCGUGCUACAUCCAGCCACAGGGGCACGCACAAGCACGUCUCUAGUGCUCAGGCUACUACUUCCCUGGUUCCGAUCACUUCAGCCAGUGGUGUGGCCCUCCCACAGACAGCCAAUAAGAGUCUGGAGCAGCCCGUCAAUGGGAGUGAAGUCUCUGUGCCACCGCCUCCCAUUCAGCCAAACUCGUCUUCCGCUGAAGGAACCACAGAAGUGGUCCCAUCCAGUAGCAAUGCAAGCGUGCCAAGCCCCGCCCCCAAACUCCAGCCCACGCCAUCACCCACUCAGGCUGUGCGGGAGCUGGUGGUGUCCGCUGGGAACAGCGUGGAAGUCAUGCUGCCGCGGAGCGAGGUGGAGCUCAAUGCCUUCGUGGUGCCGGCCCCUCCCCCAGGCACAAGCUACACAUUUGACUGGCGCUUGAAGACACACCCCAAAGACUACAGUGGAGAGAUGGAGGGCAAACGCAGCAAAACCCUCAAGCUCAGCAAGCUGACAGUGGGGCAUUAUGAGUUCGAGGUCAUUGUUGAUGGCGAAGGAGCUCAUGGGGAAGGUUACGUCAACGUCAGCGUCAAGCCAGAGCCCCGUGUCAACAAACCGCCGGUUGCUGUGGUUUCCCCAAAGUUCCAGGAGAUCUCCUUGCCUACCAGCUCCACAGUGAUAGACGCCAGCCAGAGUACAGAUGAUGAGCGCAUCGUGAAGUGGCACUGGGAGGAGGUCAAGGGCCCCCUCAGGGAGGAGAAGGUCUCUGCGGACACAGACAUCCUCACCCUCACCAACCUGGUCCCAGGGAAUUACACCUUCAGUCUGACUGUGACAGACUCUGAUGGUGCUCAGAGCUCCACCCAGGCCUCGUUGCUGGUGCAUAAGGCCAUGGACUACCAGCCAGUGGCCAAUGCUGGCCCCAACCAGGUCAUCACCCUGCCCCGCAACUCCGUCACGCUCUACGGCAACCAGAGCAAAGACGACCACGAACCUCUGGCUUAUGAGUGGUCUCUCAGUCCCAACAGCAAGGGCAAGGUGGUGGAGAUGCAGGGUGUGCGUACCCCCAUCCUUCAGCUGUCCGCCCUGCAGGAGGGAGACUACACCUUCAAGCUCACUGUGACUGACUCAGCCGGACAGCAGGACACGGCUGAGGUCACAGUCAUAGUCCAGCCAGAGAAUAAUAAGCCCCCCGAGGCCAACGCUGGCCCAGAGAAAGAGCUGACCCUCCCAGUGGACCGCACAACACUGGAUGGCAGCAAGAGCAAAGAUGACCAGAAGAUUGCCACCUACCACUGGAGACAGACAAAAGGCCCAGACGGAGUGAAAAUUGAGAAUGCAGACAGUGCAGUUGCCACGGUGACGGGUCUACAAGUGGGUGUCUAUGAGUUCACCCUGACUGUCACGGAUGAGAGGAACGAGAAGAGUUCCGACAUCGUCAAUGUCAUCGUCCGGGAAGAGAUGGACCAGCCUCCAGUAGCAAAAGUUCUGUCCAGUGCCACCAUCACCCUCCCGGUCCGGACCGCAGUGCUGGAUGGGUCCCGGUCCACUGAUGAUAAAGGCGGCAUCACUUACCUGUGGACCCGAGACGAAAGCAGCCCAGCAGCCGGGGAUGUGCUGAAUAACUCCGACCACCAGGCAGUGCUGUUGCUAGGGAACCUGGUGGAGGGGAAGUACGCCUUCACCUUGACCGUGACGGACAGCAAGGGACAGAUCAGCGUGGACCAUGGCAGCGUGGAGGUCAAGCCAGAUGUGUGGGAGCAUGACCUGGUGGAGCUGCUGCUGGAGGUGAGUGUGUCUCAGGUGACCCACCGCCAGCGAGACAUGCUCCUGCGACAGGUGGGGGUGCUACUGGGCGUGCUCGACAGUGACAUCAUCGUCAGGCAGAUCAGCGCCUUCAAUGAGCUCAGCACACGUUUGGUGUUUCUGGUGUCUGGGGGUCCAGGCCGCCCACCCCUCUCUGGGCACAGCGUUGCCACGGGUUUGCGGAACAAACUCCGCAAGCAGAAGAACGACUUCCUGAUCUUCAAAGCCCGCCGGGUGGACACUGUCAUCUGCCAGCUGAACUGCUCGAACCAUGGCGAGUGUGAUUCGUUUACACGGAGGUGUGUGUGCCACCCUUUCUGGAUGGAGAACUUCAUCCGCACACAGCUUGGCGAUGCCGAGAGUAACUGUGAAUGGAGUGUGCUAUAUGUGACUAUAGCAACAUUCAUGAUUGUAGUUGCCAUAGCAACACUGGUUUGGGGCAUCGUAUGUUGUUGCCGCAGGCGUAAAAGCAGAGUGCGGAGAAAGAGUCGCUAUAAGAUGCUGGAGGGCGAUGAACAGGACGCCUUAGAACUACAUGCUCCCAGAGCUGGUAAACACACACCCAGAACUGCUCGGGUAAAGGCGGUCCCUCCCCCCUCCUCUUCAGCGCUCAUGCGAUCCGACUCCGAGCUUGACAGCGACGACGCUCAGGGGGGGACGCCCUGGCUGGAGCGAGACCGAGAGAGGGGCCAACUGCUGCGGCCCCAGAACGGAACCCUGAGAAACGGCCUGGGCCCCACCAGAGCCAAGAAGUCGCAGAGGGAGGAGCUUCUUUAGCAUCGGCUGCCAUAGCCACACAUGCUGCCCCCCUCCCCACCCCCUCCAGGGCACCCCUACAGCUAACUGUGAAGGAGGGGGUGGACUUUAGUUGUGGUCCUGCUGUCCCCCCACCCCCUAAACAUUGAGCUGCACCCCCCCACCCACCCCAGUCCCCACACUGAGCCAGGGGGAGGUCCUAUAUACCCCAAGUCUGGGAAGUCCUGCUCUGCACCCUGUAAACACAGAAUGCAGAAUGAGGGGUGCAAAGAGAAGGAAGAAGCUAGAAGUAGUGCAUACCACGCACACACAUGCGCACACACACACACACACACACACACACACACACACACACACACACACCCAUACAAUUCCCCCUACACACAUACCUCAAGCAUGCACACACACGUUUACUUCCACAUAACUGGGUGUCACUUCAGACAUAGUUCACUGAAACUCCCCCAAACACACACACACACACACACCAACUCUUCCUUGAAGCCAGUGGCAAUAGUGUUGACACAGACCCUUGUCUUAAAAAACUAACCACCAACAAUGUUUGUGCAUGAGAUUGUAAGAUUGUUUUUAAUGCAUUUAAGUUUAGCGGAAAUGUCUGCAUGUGGUUAUAUACUGUGUGUGUUCUGCGGUGUCUGACAGAUUAUAUCUGUAUGGCCUUGUGGCAUUAUGUCCCGUUUGGAAUUGGUCAGCUCUGUGCCACUCUGAUCACCAGCAAAAUAUGUUGGCCACCAGUAAUGACCACCCUGGUUAGAGACCCAAUCAGAGAAUAGGGGGAAAUGCUGUUAGUCUGGAAAGCCAUCUCAACACUGGACACUCGUUUAAUGACACUGGACUAUCACUGCCCACCUCCUGACCACAGUCUGUUCGAAAAUGACGACGUGCAGACACAAAGGUCAAAGGGCACAACUCACUACAGACAUCCUGACUGAGAGGUCAGCCUGGAUGACCACUGCUCCUCCCCCCUCAGCCUCACUGUUUUAAGCUUGGACGACCACUGCUCAUCUCGGUUUAACUCGUUCAGUUUUACCCAAUCAAAUCACAUCUGAUGCACUUUGUCCUAUGUAGGUGUUUCUGUUAGGAAUCUGUGUCAGGAACCCUCACACCAGAACUGGAAUAGAAAGGAGAACCCUUAAGGGAAUUGUUCUGUGUUUGUUCUGUCUGUUCUGCCUCUAUGCCAAUGGCUCUCUAACACUGCAGUACUGAUACCCCUAUCUGAUAGGGAGCUGAGAUUUGGACCUGUGGUCCUGCCCUUAGUGGGGUGGACUGGGAGAAGUGACAGAGAGGGAUUCGUGAAGGGAUUCAUUUGUGAAUGUAAAGAGCUGUGGCGACUUCCCUGGCUACUUUGCAGAGGGGAUUAUGGCCAUCGGGCGACUGUGAACGCUGACAGACUUGAGCUACAAUAUGAAGGGAUUCCAUUUGGAUUUUAUCGUUUGUUUUCGCAUAAUUUUUUUCUUAAGUGAAGGAUUUUCACUGUCAUGUGAUGAUAAAACUGGAUACUGUAAAUUAAAAUCAACUAAAGUUGUA
Messenger RNA from Clupea harengus (Atlantic herring), 5179 nucleotides. Its product is annotated as KIAA0319 like. The record is from RefSeq and is a predicted model, not a curated record. Gene Ontology annotation, biological process: neuron migration. Gene Ontology annotation, cellular component: cytoplasmic vesicle; membrane; Golgi apparatus. Lineage: Eukaryota; Metazoa; Chordata; Actinopteri; Clupeiformes; Clupeidae.